Staurois parvus is the source of this 258-nucleotide messenger RNA. The record is from the annotation of a GenBank genome assembly. Lineage: Eukaryota; Metazoa; Chordata; Amphibia; Anura; Ranidae.
AGUGUGGCCCCAGAAGUGCCACCUGUCAGUGCUCAUCAGUAUCAGUGCCACGUGCCAGUGCCCAUCAGUGCCACCCAUCAGUGCCAGUCAGUGUCGCCUAUCAGUGCUGCCAGUGUCGCCUAUCAGUGCCAGUCAGUGCCGCCUAACAGUGCCAGUCAGUGCUGCCGAUCAGUGCCAUUAUAUCAGUGCUGCCUUUCAGUGCCCAUCAGUAAUGCCUGUCAAUGCCCAUCAGUGCAACCUACCAGUGCCACCUAUCAG